Molecule: messenger RNA, 821 nt
Organism: Momordica charantia (bitter melon)
Lineage: Eukaryota; Viridiplantae; Streptophyta; Magnoliopsida; Cucurbitales; Cucurbitaceae
Product: MYB-like transcription factor ODO1
Source: RefSeq, a predicted model, not a curated record
AUGGGAAGGCAGCCAUGCUGUGACAAGAUUGGUGUGAAGAAAGGCCCAUGGACUGCCGAGGAAGACAACAAGUUAGUCACCUUCAUCCUCACCUACGGCCACUGCUGCUGGCGCGCCCUCCCCAAGCUCGCUGGCCUCCGCCGCUGCGGCAAGAGCUGCCGCCUCCGCUGGACCAACUACCUCCGUCCCGACUUGAAGCGUGGCCUCCUCGAUGAUGCCGAAGAACAACUUGUCAUCGAUCUCCAUGCCCGUCUAGGCAACAGGUGGUCAAAAAUUGCAGCGAGAUUACCGGGAAGAACGGACAACGAAAUCAAGAACUACUGGAACACCCACAUCAAGAAGAAGCUGAUCAAGAUGGGGAUGGAUCCAGUAACGCACCAGCCUCUGCAGAAGCAACCGAGUUGCAGCGAAGGCAGCUCCAGUACUACUGAUUCCUCAGCCGCCAUUUCUUCAUUAUCAGAAGCUAAUUUCGCAGGGAAAGAUCAGGCAUUGACAAGCCACAUGUGGGUGGAGACUCUGAGGGAUGAUCCGUGGCUGAAUUUCCCAACGUGGGGCAGUGAAAUCAACAGUGAUUUUGGAUCAUAUUCGUCGGAGGAUAGCUUGAAUCGGUUGUUGGAUUACUACAAGGAGCUUGGAGAUGAGGAUUUUGAGUUUGGUUCUUUGGGGGAUUUCGACAAACAGUUGGUGGGCAUGUGGCCUUCAGACUGAUCUUACUCUAAUUUCUAGGCUUCUGUUUCGGUCUUGCAGAUGAAAUGAUUGCAUGAAGAUCGGAAAACUUACAAGAAUAUGGUCACACAUGUAAAUGUAAUUAUGAUGAUCCA